CAACAACAACAACAACAAAUGGAACUCGCGCGAGCAGCCAUUGUCAAUGAUUAAUACGGAGAGUUAGAUUCAUAGCUCACCACGUCGCCGUCGCCGGACUCGCCGUCGUCUUAGUUAGCAUUAGACGUAGCCACACACACACACACACACCUCAACACACACGCAUACACCCACACACCCUUUUCAAUGCAGCAGCAGCAGCAACAGUCGCAUCAACAGUUUUUAGAACGUUAGCCGAAGCACACACAGAGUUCCAGAGCAGCCAGAGCUAGAGAGCGAGCAGCGUACACAUAGCCAGAGGAAAAGAGAUAGACAGCAGGACAGUGAGCGAAAGCGAUUUAGCCAACAUGGACAUCAAGAUUGAGCAGCAGCAGCAGCAGCAGCAGCAGCAACAACAACAACAACAGCAACAGCAGCAGCAGCAGCAAACGGAGCUGGGGCCCGUUUCGCCUUCGGAGGUGCCAAAUGAUCCUGGAAAAAUGUUCAUUGGCGGCCUCAGCUGGCAGACCAGUCCAGAGAGCUUACGCGAUUAUUUUGGACGCUAUGGCGAUAUCUCUGAGGCAAUGGUCAUGAAGGAUCCCACGACACGCAGAUCCAGGGGCUUUGGCUUUGUCACAUUCAGCGAUCCAAAUAGCGUAGAUAAGGUACUCACCCAAGGCACACACGAGCUGGAUGGCAAAAAGGUGGACCCGAAAGUAGCUUUUCCGCGACGUGCACAUCCCAAGAUGGUGACGAGAACGAAGAAAAUCUUUGUGGGCGGCCUCUCGGCGCCCACCACGCUAGAGGAUGUCAAAAGCUACUUUGAACAGUUUGGUCCGAUCGAGGACGCAAUGCUGAUGUUUGACAAGCAGACCAAUCGGCACAGAGGUUUUGGCUUCGUUACAUUUCAAAGCGAAGAUGUGGUAGACAAAGUUUGUGAAAUUCAUUUCCAUGAGAUAAACAACAAAAUGGUCGAGUGCAAGAAGGCGCAGCCCAAGGAGGUAAUGCUGCCGGCAAAUCUGGCCAAGACACGGGCGGCCGGUCGUUCCGCUUACGAUAACAUCAUGUGGGGUCUGGGGACAUUGCCCGAAGGCUUUCCGGCAGCUGCGUAUGCUGCUUAUGCCGCUGGUCGCGGCUAUUCGGGUUAUCCCAGCUUCGGACUACCCUAUCCAACUGCUGGCGUUAUGGGCGUAAUGCCGGAGAAUCGUAUACUGAUCGGUGAUUAUUUGGUCGCCCCAACGACAGCCAGCAGCACGGCCUAGAAGCAACUCUGACUCUAUGAUCUAAACUGAUAUUUUUUCGAUCGAGUAUUAUAUCAAAAUCUGAACUAAUAAAUCUCAAACCAUCUUAUAACUAUAAAAAGUAAAAAUAAAACAAACUCUUGAGCGUUCGUCAUAUCAAUGCACAAAUCGUACUCUAAACUGAAAUUAAAAUCGCAAGCGAAGCAGCUCCUACGACAUAUUUGCAUUAUCUAGGCACAUUCAUUGAUGCUGCUUGGCCUUGUGCUUUCCCACAUCACGCCACACGCAUACACUGUGCAAAAAUCAUGAUCCACAAACACUUUGCUAGUACUAGAGCCACCUCGCCUCUUCAUGCAUUCCCAUCUUUAGUUUUGGUUCUUAUUAUUGCGUUUUCUUUAGUUUUGCUAGGGUUGGAACGGAUGUUGGCAAAACAUUUGAAACUACUCAAAUCCGACACUAGCCAGAGUUAUCGAUAAACGAUACACGAUUAUCAGGGUAGAGAAAGCAUUAGCAAACAGAUUAAGAAACUUGUCCCAAAAUUCAC
Molecule: messenger RNA, 1764 nt
Organism: Drosophila mojavensis
Lineage: Eukaryota; Metazoa; Arthropoda; Insecta; Diptera; Drosophilidae
Gene: Rbp6
Product: RNA-binding protein Musashi homolog Rbp6
Exons: 12
Coding region: 348-1241 (297 amino acids)
Cellular component (GO): cytoplasm
Molecular function (GO): RNA binding
Source: RefSeq, a predicted model, not a curated record